This is a messenger RNA of Histoplasma capsulatum G186AR, 680 nucleotides long. RefSeq names its product 60S ribosomal protein L22. The transcript has 4 exons. The coding region runs from base 117 to 485 and encodes 122 amino acids. NCBI's taxonomy places the organism in Eukaryota, Fungi, Ascomycota, Eurotiomycetes, Onygenales, Ajellomycetaceae. Gene Ontology annotation, cellular component: ribosome. The record is from RefSeq and is a predicted model, not a curated record. Gene Ontology annotation, biological process: cytoplasmic translation. Gene Ontology annotation, molecular function: structural constituent of ribosome; RNA binding.
UCAAAAGUGAAGCCAGCUCCAGCUCCAGCGCCAGCGCCGACAUAAAACCAUCAAUCCCGCAGGAUAUCGACCUCUUUGCGGCUGCAUACCUUCUCCUCACCCUCUAUUAGUCCACAAUGGCUCCUCAAUCUUCCCGCAAGUCUCAAAAGGUGACGAAGAAGUAUGUCAUCAAUUGUUCCCAACCAGCCAACGACAAGAUCUUCGACGUAUCCGCCUUCGAGAAGUUCCUGCACGAUCGGGUCAAGGUUGAGGGCCGCGUUGGCAACCUUGGCGACUCCGUCGAGAUCUCCCAGACCGGAGAUGGAAAGAUCGAGGUCGUCACCCACAUUCCUUUCUCCGGACGGUAUUUGAAGUACCUGACGAAGAAAUUUCUCAAAAAGCAGCAGCUCCGCGAUUGGCUGCGUGUUGUCUCCACCUCCAAGGGUGUCUAUGAGCUGCGCUUCUACAACCUCGUCAAUGACGAGGCGGAGGAGGAUGAGGAUUAGAUUUGAGAAAAAUCUAAUAAUAAUAAGAAACAACCCGGAAGCGAAGAAAGGAAAGUUGGAUCAAGGGUGCGGAAGUUGUGCCGGGGGCGAAUUUUUCUUUUAAAGCAGUGGAUUUCAAUUUUUUUGUUUUCUUGAUGGAAUGGAGGAACGUCUAUGAUAACUCUCUACUGUUUAAAGAUUCUUCCCCCCCCCCGG